Molecule: messenger RNA, 1927 nt
Organism: Neurospora tetraspora
Lineage: Eukaryota; Fungi; Ascomycota; Sordariomycetes; Sordariales; Sordariaceae
Exons: 2
Coding region: 48-1868 (606 amino acids)
Biological process (GO): nucleotide catabolic process
Molecular function (GO): hydrolase activity
Source: RefSeq, a predicted model, not a curated record
AUGUGUUCAAUCCGAGUUUGGAGAGUUCGGUUACCAAAGGCAGCCACAUGGUUCCGAUUCUGAACAAGAUUGGGACGCAGUGCGCUUGUGUUGGUAACCACGAUCUCGACUUUGGCGUCCUGCAAUUCCAACACCUAACCUCCAAAUGCGCCUUCCCCUGGCUUCUCGCCAACGUCCUCGACCCCGCGCUGGGCGAAAACGUGCCCAUCGGCAACGCCGGCCGCACACACAUGAUCACGACCUCCAACGGCCUGAAAAUCGGCCUGCUAGGCUUGGGAGAGCGCGAAUGGCUAGAAACCAUCAACGCCUUGCCUCCAAACCUCAUCUACCGCUCCGCGACCGAAGUAGCAAAAGAGCUGGUCCCACAACUACGAGCGCAAGGAGCGGAUCUCAUUGUCGCGCUGACGCACAUGCGCGAACCGAACGAUCACAAGCUGGCGAGGCAGAUGGAAGGGGAGAUUGAUAUCAUUUUGGGCGGACACGAUCACUUUUAUGCGCACAGCCUGAUCAACGGGACGCAUGUGCUAAGGUCAGGGUCGGAUUUCAAGAAUCUUUCGUACUUGGAGGUUCGCCGACCUGCUUCACCACCGCAACCAGGGCAGCCGAAGUGGGAUGUGGAUAUUUGGAGGAGGGACAUUUACAGCAGCAUCCCCCGCGAUCCGGCGACGGAUCAGUUGGUGCAUAAACUUACUUCGAAGCUGAAGAAAUCGCUCGAGAAACCGAUCGGCUUCAGCGCUGCCCCCCUCGACGCGCGGUUCACGACGGUACGCCUUCGCGAAAGCAACAUUGGAAACUUCGUCUGCGACAUCAUGCGCCUGCACUACCACGCCGACAUCGCCAUCAUGGCCGCCGGCACGAUACGUGGCGAUCAGAUCUACCCACCCGGUCCGAUCCGCGUCAAGGACGUCACCGACUGCUUUCCCUUUGAGGACCCGGUAGUAGUCAUCAAAGUAAAAGGACAAGCAGUCUGGGAAGCGCUCGAAAACGGCGUCUCGCUCUACCCUGCUCUCGAAGGCCGGUUUCCCCAGGUAUCCAACAUCAAAUUCAUUUUCAACCCUUCCCUCCCAUCAGGGCAGCGAGUCACAAACGUGGAAGUCGGCGGCGAACCAAUCGACCUGGAAAAGACCUACACAAUGUCAACAAGAGGUUACAUGGCCCGCGGCAAAGACGGGUACACCUCCCUCCUCGUCAAGUCCGAAGGCGGCGAAUGCGAGGAGGUCGUGUCCGAAGAGAACGGCAUUCUCAUCUCCAUGAUGUUGCGGCAGUACUUCAUGGCGCUCAAAGCCCUGGAUAAAUGGGCAUUCUGGGGCGCUGAAGAAGAUCGACACUGGGGCACUGUCGUGAAGGGAGUCGAUGAGGGAAGGGAACCCCCCUCUUCUAAAUCCCUUACAUCAACCCUGGAACCCAAAACGGGAGAUGGGUGCGACAAAGAAACUUGCGUCAUUGACGCCGAAGCGAAGAAGGAUGAACAAGAAGAACCAACGCCGGCUGGCCAAGACGGCGCCGGCUCCUCCAAGCCCCUUUCGAAUUGGACAUUCUGGACCCCCGCUAAGUUACGCGAGCGGAGAGCGACGGUGAAACCACUGAAGGAGUCGCAGACGGCUGUAGGGGAUACCAGCGCUUCUGGCUCUAGUGAUAGCGAGAGCGGAAGCAGUCGGCCCAGUUCGAGGGUUAGGGGCAAAGCGGAAGAUGUCAGGCAGAUUGAUCGCGAACUGAGGAUCAUGAGGCGGGUGGCGAGGAAGUGGUGUCGGUUGGCGGGGGUGCAGAGUAAGGCGUGUGAUUGUUUGGAUGAGGGAGAGUUUGAUGUGCCGUGGACGAAGGCGGUGGCGCCGAGGGUGGAGGGGAGAAUUGUUGAGGUUGGGGCUUGAUUUUUUGGGUUCUUUGGAUGUGGUGUUGAGAAAGAAUGGGGGGGGGGGGGAGGCGAGAA